AUGUCGGGAACUAACCUCUUGUCCCCCCUCUCCACACCCCUCCUUGCAUUGACUAUCGCCCCACUCAACACGAGCGCGCCCAUCAGCACACGCGCGCCCCUCAGCACUCCACCACUGGGCUUUAACCUCACGGUUAUUCCCCUGGUCACGCCGUUCGUGAACGUCUCUCAGCUGAAUGGGACCAUUGCACCGGCGCCGCCACUCAUCUUCCCUCCGCCACCCCCCUCCAACAGAGACUGCCCAAGCCCCUGCCCUUUGGGCACCGCUCUGCGGCCGGCCGAUCUGACCUGCGACUGCGUGCUGCCCAUGAUCGUCGACCUGGCCUUCCAGCGAACGGCCCAGCAGUUCCUGCCCACCGUCCCCGAGUUCGUUCAGGAGGUGGCCAACAGCACCAACCUGACUGCCGCCCAAGUGUCGGUCCAAGCUUUCCGGGUGGUUCUGCGCAACAGCCGCCGGUUGCUUCAGUCACAGACCCAGGACCUCAUUGUGACGACCUGGCUCCUGCCGGUCGCUACUGCAGAGGAUUCCGCUCCAAUGCAGCUGUCCAACAACCAGACAGCGGCAAUCACGGACCUGCUCCUGAACAAGCAGCUGAGCUUGAACCAAACACUGUUUGGAAAUUACUCGGUCAUCCAGAUCCUGCCCCCAGGUGUGAAACCUCCCCCCCCGGCCCCAGGCACGGUGCCCAUUGCAGCCCCAAUUACGGUGCCCACAACCGGCAGCCCCAUCCCUGGCAUCCCCCCCGAUGCUUCCCCUAGCAGCAGCUCAAGUUCCUUGAGCACAGGAGCAGUCGCUGGAAUUGUGGCAGGAGCAGUUUGCGGAGUCGGGCUCUUGACCUGUUUGCUGAUAGGGUUUGUGGUGCUGCGACGGCGGCGGCCGGACAGCAAGUCAGCGGACAUGGGGGAGCGCAGCAAAGAGGAAGGGCUCUCCAAAAGUCUUCCCCACGUGUUCUCGGUCGGUUCGCUCGGACACGAGACCGAGUCCAGCUAUCCCACGGUGUCCGGAUCGGCGCGGGAGUUCACGUUCCAGGAGAUCGUGGAGGCGACCGACAACUUCAACCCGAACCACAUCUUGGGAGAGGGCGGCUUUGGACAGGUCUUCAGCGGAAAGCUGCCCGACGGGAAGUCGAUUGCGGUCAAACGGCUGACCAGAGACGGGACGCAGGGCACGAAGGAGUUCAUCUCGGAGGUUGACCUGCUGAGCCAUCUGCAUCACAAGCAUUUGGUGAAGCUCGUGGGGUACCAUGCCAGCGCGCGUGGCCGCCUCCUCAUUUACGACCUCAUUCCCAACGGCAGCGUCGAGUCACACCUGCACGGAAUUGAUAACUACGACAAACCGCUCGACUGGGAGACCCGCGUGAAGAUUGCGCUGGGUGCCGCGCGGGGGCUGGUGUAUCUGCACGAGGACUCGAACCCUCGCAUCAUCCACCGCGACUUUAAGGCGAGCAACAUUCUGCUGGACAACGACUACACGGCCAAGGUGUCCGACUUUGGACUGGCCAAGGCGGCGCCUGACGGGGAGAUGGAACACAUCUCGACGAGGGUCAUGGGCACCUUUGGGUACGUUGCCCCAGAGUACGCUAUGACGGGGCACCUGCUCGUCAAGAGUGACGUGUACAGCUACGGAGUUGUGCUUCUGGAGCUGCUCUCAGGCCGCAAGCCGGUGGACAUGGAUCAGCCCCCGGGCCAGGAGAAUCUCGUGACCUGGGCACGCCCGCUGCUGACGUCCAAGCCGGGCCUGGAGCAGCUGGUCGACCCCGCCCUGGGCGGGCGAUACAACUUUGAUGACGUGGCGCGCGUGGCGGCCAUCGCGAGCAUGUGCGUGCAGCCGGAGGUGUCCCACCGGCCGUUCAUGGUGGAAGUUGUGCAAGCGCUGAAAGUGGUGUACCAGGAGACGGAGCGCAGCAGCGCCAACGGGAGCGACACGAGCGACAUCAUCAUCUACGACAUCGACGGGCGGGCCGUGCGCCGCAAGGCUUCCCAGGAUCUGACCAACACCGGAUUGUCUCGGGAAUUCGCUUCUGCUGCCCCGGUUGAGCGGAGCAACUCUGCUGCAUUCCACACCAUCGAUUUUGACUCAGGCGUCACCAGGGCUGAGUCGGGGCCCCAGAGCAGAGAACUUUCCCAGGUCACCGCCGCUGCCCUUGGCGCCGGGCUCGCCGCCGCCGAGGGGCGAAAGUCGUGGGGAACCCCCGCCACCGCCCCAAUCGCGACCCCGACGAUUCCCCCGGCUGCCGAGGCCCCCAAGGUCGUGACCCGCUUCCCCCCAGCGCUGACAAUUAAUUCCCCGGUCGCUGACUCCUCCCCGGUCCUUCCGGCACCAGUCAUUCCCCCAUCCCCGCGGUCGAUCAGGCAGUUUUCCCCGGCCCGGAGGUCGUACAGUGGAGGAGGCACCCCCACACGCUCGGGCCAGUCGCCAUUGAGUGCGGCGUCGGGGCAGCUUGAGUCGCCUCAGAGCGUCAACAAAGAUUCCCCCGGGGGGCGGUUCACCUCCCCCGGGGUGCAGAGGCCGUCGCCGGGGACGGAGGCGAAGGGGCCAAGCUGGGCACGCAGGAGCGGUAGUUUGGAGACGCGCAGGAGUGGUAGUUUGGAGAGGAGCAGCUCCGGUGCGGCAAGAGCGGAGGAGAAGGUGGAUCCCACCGGCAUGGCGCCGGGGCUAGAUUACAGCGGCGAGAUGGAGUACUACAACCCAGAACAGCCAGGAUUGAAGGGCCCGAAGUGGGCUAGGAAAAGCUAGGCAGUGUGGUCAAGUCUGCUAGUAGAGUGCCAAAUCCAAGGCCGUCAGCAUAUCCUAGAGUCUAGAGUAGAGGCUUUGUGAUGGAUCACAUGGAGCGGCGGCGGGCAUUCUCAUUGCCCAUCACCGUCUGUAAAUUAUGUCAC
Klebsormidium nitens is the source of this 2879-nucleotide messenger RNA. Lineage: Eukaryota; Viridiplantae; Streptophyta; Klebsormidiophyceae; Klebsormidiales; Klebsormidiaceae. The record is from the annotation of a GenBank genome assembly.